This is a messenger RNA of Trichechus manatus latirostris (Florida manatee), 5335 nucleotides long. RefSeq names its product kinesin family member 3C (gene KIF3C). Lineage: Eukaryota; Metazoa; Chordata; Mammalia; Sirenia; Trichechidae. Gene Ontology annotation, cellular component: mitotic spindle; nucleus; spindle microtubule. The record is from RefSeq and is a predicted model, not a curated record. Gene Ontology annotation, molecular function: microtubule binding; plus-end-directed microtubule motor activity; ATP binding. Bases 577 to 2949 code for a protein of 790 amino acids. Gene Ontology annotation, biological process: mitotic spindle assembly; microtubule-based movement; spindle elongation. The transcript has 8 exons.
GGCGGCGGCGGUGAAGGCGGAGGCAGAGUCAGAGGCAGCCGCCUUGGCUGCAAUGAAUGAUCCCCCAGCUAGUGGGGAGGACUCCAGGUGAGCCUCUGCCCUCGGGAGGGCCGGGACCCCCGGCCGCCCAGGACCCGCCGCCUCCGCUAUGGAUCCCUAGACGAAGGAGGAGGAGGAGAAGACAGCUCUGCUGCCCACCCCCAUCCCAUUUUCCUCGUCCUUUAUCUCAUUGUUGCCGUCGCUGUUUACCGCAGCGCUCCCUCUGCCCCAGCAUGGGGCGGGCUCCGGGCACUGCCAUUCGGCCGGUAGUGCUCCCGCUGUUCCUGCGGCUGCCCGGGGAUUCUGCGUAAUUCUCCCUCCCCCAGCCGGUGCAGCGAGGACCGGAGAGCAGUGGAGGCCCGGACUGCAGCAGCGGCGGGGCCACCUCCCAGCAUCCCCACCCUAGGAGGCUGCAUGCGGAUUGAAGAGCGGCGCCUGGGGGCUGGGUCAGCCCCGCGGAUCCUGACCUAGGGAGGAGGACAGAAAGACCGCCUAGGCUGCAGAGGGGGGCGGGGGCAGGAAGGGCAGAGCACCAAAAUGGCCAGUAAAACCAAGGCCAGCGAGGCCCUCAAGGUGGUGGCCCGGUGCCGCCCCCUCAACCGGAAGGAGGAGGCUGCUGGUCACGAGCAGAUCCUGACCAUGGAUGUGAAGCUGGGCCAGGUAACCCUGCGAAACCCACGCGCUGCCCCGGGGGAGCUGCCCAAGACCUUCACAUUUGACGCCGUGUAUGACCCCAGCUCCAAACAGGCAGACCUCUAUGAUGAAACUGUGAGGCCCCUGGUAGACUCGGUGCUUCAGGGUUUCAAUGGCACGGUGUUUGCCUACGGCCAGACAGGUACUGGCAAGACCUACACUAUGCAGGGUACCUGGGUGGAGCCCGAGCUCCGUGGGGUCAUCCCCAACACCUUUGAGCACAUCUUCACCCACAUCUCCCGCUCCCAGAACCAGCAGUACCUGGUCCGGGCCUCCUACCUGGAGAUCUACCAGGAGGAGAUUCGAGACCUGCUCUCCAAGGAGCCAGGCAAGAGGCUAGAGCUGAAGGAGAACCCCGAGACGGGUGUCUACAUCAAGGACCUCUCCUCCUUUGUCACCAAGAAUGUCAAGGAGAUUGAGCAUGUGAUGAACCUGGGGAACCAGACGCGAGCAGUGGGCAGCACACACAUGAAUGAGGUCAGCUCCCGCUCCCACGCCAUCUUCGUCAUCACGGUGGAGUGCAGUGAGCGUGGCGCUGAUGGCCAGGACCACAUCCGUGUGGGCAAGCUCAACCUGGUGGACCUGGCUGGCAGCGAGAGGCAGAACAAGGCAGGCCCCAACACAGCUGGAGGGACAGCCACACAGUCCUCAGGGGGUGGUGGUGGCGGUGGAGGCAGUGGUGGUGGUGGAGAGAGGCCUAAGGAAGCCUCCAAGAUCAACCUGUCACUGUCUGCCCUGGGCAACGUGAUUGCUGCUCUGGCUGGCAAUAGGAGCACACACAUCCCCUACAGGGACUCCAAGCUCACCCGACUGCUCCAGGACUCUCUGGGGGGGAAUGCUAAGACCAUCAUGGUGGCCACACUAGGGCCAGCUUCUCACAGCUAUGACGAGAGCCUUUCCACCCUGCGCUUUGCCAACCGAGCCAAGAACAUCAAGAACAAGCCUCGAGUGAAUGAGGACCCCAAGGACACGCUGCUGCGGGAGUUCCAGGAGGAGAUUGCCCGCCUGAAGGCCCAGCUGGAGAAGAAGGGCAUGCUGGGGAAGCGGCCCCGGAGGAAGAGCAGCCGCAGGAAGAAGGCCGUGUCAGCCCCAGCGGGGUACCCUGAGGGGCCAGUGAUCGAGGCCUGGGUGGCCGAAGAGGAGGAUGACAACAACAACAACCACCGCCCGCCCCAGCCCAUCCUGGAGUCAGCCUUGGAGAAGAACAUGGAGAAUUACCUGCAGGAGCAGAAAGAGAGGCUGGAGGAGGAGAAGGCGGCCAUCCAGGACGACCGCAGCCUGGUGAGCGAGGAGAAGCAGAAGCUGCUGGAGGAGAAGGAGAAGAUGCUGGAGGACCUGUGGCGGGAGCAGCAGGCCACAGAGCUGCUUGCUGCCAAGUACAAGGCCAUGGAGAGCAAGCUGCUCAUCGGGGGCAGAAACAUCAUGGAUCAUACCAAUGAGCAGCAGAAGAUGCUGGAACUGAAGAGGCAGGAGAUCGCCGAGCAGAAACGCCGUGAGCGGGAAAUGCAGCAGGAGAUGAUGCUCCGAGAUGAGGAGACCAUGGAGCUCCGGGGCACCUACACAUCCCUGCAGCAGGAGGUGGAGGUCAAAACCAAGAAACUCAAGAAGCUCUACGCCAAGCUGCAGGCGGUGAAGGCGGAGAUCCAGGACCAGCAUGACGAGUACAUCCGUGUGCGGCAGGACCUGGAAGAGGCGCAGAAUGAGCAGACCCGGGAACUCAAACUCAAGUACCUAAUCAUUGAGAAUUUUAUCCCCCCUGAGGAGAAGAACAAGAUCAUGAACCGGCUUUUCCUGGACUGUGAGGAGGAGCAGUGGAAAUUCCAGCCACUUGUGCCAGCUGGAGUUAACAGCCAAAUGAAGAAGCGGCCAACUUCUGCAGUGGGCUACAAGAGGCCUAUCAGCCAGUAUGCUCGGGUUGCCAUGGCAAUGGGGUCCCACCCCAGAUACAGGGCUGAAAACAUAAUGUUUUUGGAGUUGGACGUGUCCCCUCCAGCUGUCUUCGAGAUGGAAUUCUCUCAUGACCAAGAACAAGACCCCCGUGCACUACAUAUGGAGAGGCUCAUGCGGUUGGACAGCUUUCUCGAAAGACCUUCCACCUCUAAAGUCCGAAAGUCCAGAUCCUGGUGUCAGAGUUCUCAGCGGCCUCCAUCCUCUACCACACAUGCCUCGCUGGCCUCCGCUUCUCUGCACCCCACGACAGUACUAGAACACGAGUGACAACCUUCCUGGUCAGGCUGCCCAUCCAACAGACUCUAGGGACGGGGCAGUCAACCCUGGAUCAUCUCAUCUGCCACUUGGUGUGUGUGUGUGUGUGUGUGUGUGCAUGUGUAUGUGUGUGUAUGUGUGAAGGGGUGAGAAUCAGGCAGACAGUGCCUCUGUCUGCUCUUCUUAGCCUCCUUUAUUUAAUUCAUGUUAUUUAUUCAUGGAGCUCAGUUAGUAUGGGGGAGAUGCCCUCACCUGAGCUGUCUGGGCCUACAGUGGUCACUGCGUAGCCUCAUUUUCUUCUGACUUUGGACCCUCAGUCAGACUUCAAGCUCCUCCCCGUUUCAGCUGCCCCAGAAGUGAAGGUGGCCAGUGCCUGAGAAGAGAGUAUGUCUUCUACCUGUCCUACUCCACAAUUUCCAUCUCCUUCUACACUGACAGUGAGCAGGUCCUAAGCACUUCCCGGGACUAGAAAAAUGCUGGGUGUCCACUGAGGACAAGAGAUGUCCUGACAGCAUUGGGCCUAUGCUCUCAGUGGAGAGAGCCCUGCUCUCCACUUUCUGGGGCCCAGACAGCCUCUUUCCGCCGCUCAGCUCUUUUUCAAGGACUUAAGUGGCCUCACUGGCACAGCCCAGGCCCUUCAGUUUUGGCAAGAACUCAGUCACGGCUUCUUAAACUCUGCUUCCUUCCCACCUUCCCAACUCCUGGGUGGGAAUUUCAAACUAACUAUUUGCUGCCUCCUCCAGACCUGCAGAAAUUGGAAUAGUAAUUGAGACAAGCUGGAUGGUCUUCAAGGAAAGUCCUUCUUAUGGGUCCCUUUGUUUCUUCCCCUCUGAGGAGUCACUUUGGUCAGCAAGAGAUCAAGCUGACUCCCAUUUUUGAGAGGAUGCUCCUUCCUGCUUUGCUCUUCCUUCCCUGCAGCUACCUGGAUCCCAGUUCAUAGUGGAAAGGAUCAGUGUCUUUCUACCCCUGGCUCAACAAAGGUAUCUAAAUCUGUUGCUUUUCCUCCUCAUUUCACACAGGAGAAAGAGACCCAGGCACAAUCUUUGUCAGCUUUGCCUGUUACCCCUGUUUCUGAAUCAAAUUUUUGGGGACACUUAUUUUGUUGGAAAAUGCACUUUUUCAGCAGUUGUGCAAUUUCAUCUGUAAGGCAGUAUUCCUCACUUCCCUUUGUGACAUCCCAAAAUGUCUCCUGCUAUCUGAAGUGAUAACUAAAUUUCUAUUUUAAAAAAAGAUUAAUUUUCUUUGUCUUAUAAGUGCAUAUCUUGGUUGAAGGGGGAAGGGGUAAUUAUGAAAGCAAACAAGUGAUUUAGAAUUUCAAAAUGCCAAAAUAGCAGGAGUCUCCAGAUCCCUGAAUAUGAGGAAUUUCAUCUUUGGGGUAAGGACAUGAGACUGACAGAUCUACUGAAAUUUGAUGUGUGGGUGGUAGAAGUGGGGGCUGAUUACCUGGUGAUUCUCUUUACAUCAGGAAAUGAGCCCUUCUUACACAGCUCAAGUUUGGCUCAGAGGAUUAAGGUUUGGUUUUGUUUAGCUCAGCAAUGCUAUCAUUUCUACUGUCAUCACUGGACUAUGUGGUUGGGCAACUCCAUUGCCAUUUGCUCCUGUCCUCCAAAGAAAUUACAUUUUUCAUCAGAGCCCAAGGGAUUAUUUGAGACUCAGGAGUCAGAUGAGAGGUUUGGCUGUGGCUGGGACAGGAGUUGUGUAUAAAAUGCCCCAGGUGGCCUGCUCGCAGAGGGACUGCCAUGGCUGUGUCGAGCAGCCUCUCCCGCUGACCUCUGUCUCUUUUGUGGAUGAAGCAGCACAUGUCAUCCCCAUUCAUCACUCGGAUACAUUGAUUGUACAUUGUCUGUUCACUCGUUCCUCACAGUCUUAUAGCACAAUAUUCCCAGCUUCACCACUCCCAGUCUGAGGUCUGGGCCUGAGGUGUGGUUUGAGGAGGAACUCCUGCCUGCGGCUUUGUGUACGUGUGUAUGUGUGUGUGUGUUUGUGUGUGUGUUUACCUCCACAGGGGAUACUCCACACUCAUCCUAAGAUAUACUGGGAGCAGGGCCACUGCGGGUGGCUGGAUCUCAGUCUCUCUCUUUCCUCCUCCUUUUCCUUUUGAUGUACCAGACAUUUGAUUGACAAAAUAAGGGCCUUGAUUAGGACCAAAUUUCCGUGUCUGUUGCUAUGGUCUUUAUUUAGGACAACAGUUAAAAAUGCAGUGGCCCAUUCUUGUCACUCUAUAUGUAUGACUAUACCGGACAUAUGUAAUAUAUAAAUAUAUAUAAAAAAACAUUACCGUCUGUCCCCUUGGCUUAGGAUGGAGACCUCUCUGUUGAGCUGAAAUGCACCCGCAACUGGGUGCUGCCAGCAACCUGCAGGCCCCAGCCAUGUUCAAGUUAACACAGUCGACAAUAAA